Messenger RNA from Penaeus chinensis, 1278 nucleotides. RefSeq names its product 60S ribosomal protein L11-2-like. Lineage: Eukaryota; Metazoa; Arthropoda; Malacostraca; Decapoda; Penaeidae. Gene Ontology annotation, molecular function: structural constituent of ribosome; RNA binding. Gene Ontology annotation, biological process: translation. Gene Ontology annotation, cellular component: ribosome; cytosolic large ribosomal subunit. The record is from RefSeq and is a predicted model, not a curated record.
UAGAGAGAGAAUAUAUGGUUCAACAGGCUAUUUUUUACAAAUACUCAUUAAGAAAUGGUUAUCAAUAACGAUAUUAGAUCCUCUUUUUUAUAACUUUUAAAAAAGUUAAAAAGUUAUAACAAAGGUUACGGAUAUGUUCAGAAUAUUUCCGAACGUAUGUGUUACUUUCAGAGAUAAUAGAUUACCCUUCCCUUUUCAAAAGGUCAAUAGACCGAUAGAGCGACGAAAACAAUGAUAGAUGAUGACAGAAUAUUUAGAGUUAAAGUUGAUCUCCCUUCUACGCACUUAUAUAAUGAGUUACAGAAGCCAGCUCUGUAAUCUACAAAUAAACCUCAUUACUAUAAUAAAAAUAUCAAUGUAUAUUCACUUUAUAUAAUGUUAGAGCUAAAUACACUGUUCCAAGUGGAUGUUUCAGACAUCGAUGUGAAUGUUUGUCUUGAUUUGAUUGUUAUUUAUAAACGAUUUCAAUUGUAUUUCUUUUGUGAUUAUGAAAAGACUGUAAUAAAACAACUUUAGUUUUAUUUGAUGUAAUUUAUCUUUUUCUAUAAAUUUAUCAUAAACAACGUAUCAGUAAGAUUUUAAAUCUCGCCGAAGCUAAGUCAAAUUUUCCACACAUACAAAACUUGUCGAAUCUCCCCGACGCUAAGUAAGAUUUUACACAUACAAAACUAGUCGGAGCUCCCCAACGCUGGGAUUCAUUUUGCUAAGCCCCUCCCACAUUCGAGGAUCGAGUACCUCCACACGAGACUCACUUCUCUCCCGGCCGCCACAAAGUCAACAUCUCCACUCCUUACCUAGCUUGUGGACCAGAGACCAGAGAAAACGACAGAACGAUGUGAUUUAACAAAGUCAAACUUGAUUUUCCAAUUAAUAGCCAAUGCUUUAAGAAGAUUCAUAACAUCAAGUUACACAGUAUGUAAAGCGCACGGACGAACUUACAUUAACGGAAUUAACGUAGUAAAGAGGUGAAGAAAUCCAAGGAGGAGUGGGGGAGAAGGUAAAGUGUUGAAAUGCACCAUGACAUCCGUAGAGAAGUCCAAAAAUGUCAUGCGCGAUGUGCAUGUAAGCAAGCUAUGUCUCAACAUCUGCGUUGGAGAGAGUGGUGACAAGCUUACUCGUGCAGCCAAGGUGCUGGAGUCUCUGACUGGUCAAAAACCAGUUUUCUCAAAGGCCCGGUACACUGUGCGCUCCUUCGGCAUCAGAAGAAAUGAGAAGAUCGCAGUCCAUUGCACUGUGCGAGGACCUAAAGCUGAGGAGAUCUUAGAGAAGGGAUUGAAG